AUGACAGUGUCCUACACUCUCAAGGUGGCAGAGGCGCGCUUUGGAGCCUUCUCCGGCCUGCUCCUUCGUUGGAGGGGCAGCAUCUACAAGCUCUUGUACAAGGAGUUCCUGCUCUUCGGUGCUUUGUAUGCCGUACUCAGCAUCACGUACCGGCUGUUGCUGACCCAGGAGCAGAAGCAUAUUUAUGCCCAGGUGGCCCGAUACUGCAACCGCUCAGCAGACCUCAUCCCCCUGUCCUUCGUGCUGGGUUUCUACGUGACUUUGGUGGUGAACCGAUGGUGGUCUCAGUACACAAGCAUCCCACUGCCUGACCAGUUAAUGUGUUGUUCUCAGCCCUGUGUGCACGGUGUGGACCAGAGUGGCCGUUUACUACGCCGAACUCUCAUCCGCUAUGCCAACCUGGCAUCCGUGCUGGUGCUGCGUUCCGUGAGCACCCGUGUGCUCAAGCGCUUCCCCACUAUGGAGCACGUGGUGGAUGCAGGUUUCAUGUCUCAGGAAGAGAGGAAAAAGUUUGAGAGCUUGAAAUCUGACUUACAAGUACUGGUCCCUUGCGUCUGGUUCACUAACCUCGCCGCGCAGGCCCGCAGGGAUGGACGAAUCCGUGAUGACAUUGCUCUCUGUCUCAUACUGGAAGAGCUGAACAAGUAUCGUGCCAAGUGCAGCAUGCUGUUUCACUAUGACUGGAUCAGCAUCCCCCUUGUCUACACCCAGGUGGUGACGAUAGCUGUGUAUUCCUUCUUUGCCCUUUCCCUGGUGGGCCGACAGUUUGUGGAGCCAGAAACGGGGGCUGCCAAAGUUCAGGAGUCUCUGGAUUCAGGGAAGGAGCCCUCUCCAGCCCUGGGGGACCUGGACAUGUUCGUGCCUCUUACCACAUUGCUGCAGUUUUUCUUUUAUGCUGGUUGGCUCAAGGUAGCCGAACAGCUCAUUAACCCCUUUGGUGAGGAUGACGAUGACUUUGAGACCAACCAGCUCAUAGAUCGAAACCUGCAGGUGUCCCUGCUCUCUGUGGAUGAUAUGUACCAGAACCUGCCUCCUGCCGAGAAGGAUCAGUACUGGGAUGAGGCCCAACCUCAGCCACCCUAUACGGUGGCCACAGCCGCCGAGUCACUGCGUCCUUCCUUUCUGGGUUCCACCUUCAACCUGCGCAUGAGCGACGACCCUGAGCAGUGCCUGCAGGUGGAGGCGUCCCCAAGGUCCGACCUGCCGGCACCCUCCACGCAGACCCCGCUGCUGGGCCGCUUCCUGGGCACAGGAGCACUGUCACCAGCUGUCAGCCUGCGGAACUUCGGCCGAGCGCGCGGUGCUCCCAGGACGCCGCACCUGCUUCGCUUGCGGACCGAGUUGGGUGGCGAGGAGGCUGCAAGCCGUAUAGAUGAGGCUGAGGAAUCUGGGGAUGAAGCCCUGGAACCUUGA
Molecule: messenger RNA, 1413 nt
Organism: Arvicola amphibius (Eurasian water vole)
Lineage: Eukaryota; Metazoa; Chordata; Mammalia; Rodentia; Cricetidae
Gene: Best4
Product: bestrophin 4
Molecular function (GO): chloride channel activity
Source: RefSeq, a predicted model, not a curated record